Cololabis saira (Pacific saury) is the source of this 2298-nucleotide messenger RNA. RefSeq lists its product as uncharacterized. NCBI's taxonomy places the organism in Eukaryota, Metazoa, Chordata, Actinopteri, Beloniformes, Belonidae. The transcript has 7 exons. Gene Ontology annotation, molecular function: DNA binding; protein heterodimerization activity; structural constituent of chromatin. Gene Ontology annotation, cellular component: nucleosome. The coding region runs from base 155 to 976 and encodes 273 amino acids. The record is from RefSeq and is a predicted model, not a curated record.
AUGGGAAACGUGUCUCCACUCGCUUUCCAUGUUCAUUUCUUUUUUCUCCUUCCUACAUUUUAUGGUGAGAACAACGCUUAAAAGACCGAAGAGUACGUUCGCAAUUUGAAGCCGAAAUCAUUCACUACUUUCUCAAAGGUGAUCAUUAGUUGCAAUGGCCCGUACCAAGCAGACCGCUCGUAAGUCCACUGGAGGCAAAGCCCCACGAAAGCAGCUGGCCACAAAGGCUGCACGCAAAAGUGCCCCAUCCACCGGUGGCGUCAAGAAACCUCAUCGCUACAGGCCCGGUACCGUGGCUCUGCGUGAGAUCCGUCGUUAUCAGAAGUCCACUGAGCUUCUGAUCCGCAAGCUGCCCUUCCAGCGUUUGGUGAGAGAGAUCGCUCAGGACUUCAAGACUGACCUGCGUUUCCAGAGUGCUGCCAUUGGAGCCCUGCAGGAGGCCAGUGAGGCCUACCUCGUGGGUUUGUUUGAGGACACAAACCUGUGCGCUAUCCACGCCAAACGUGUCACCAUCAUGCCCAAAGACAUCCAGCUGGCGCGUCGUAUUCGUGGAGAUUUAGUAGCCAUGGCCCGUACCAAGCAGACUGCCCGUAAGUCCACUGGAGGCAAAGCCCCACGAAAGCAGCUGGCCACAAAGGCUGCACGCAAAAGUGCCCCUUCCACUGGUGGGGUCAAGAAACCUCAUCGCUACAGGCCCGGUACCGUGGCUCUGCGUGAGAUCCGUCGUUAUCAGAAGUCCACUGAGCUGCUGAUCCGCAAGCUGCCCUUCCAGCGUCUGGUGAGAGAGAUCGCUCAGGACUUCAAGACUGACCUGCGUUUCCAGAGUGCUGCCAUUGGAGCCCUGCAGGAGGCCAGCGAAGCCUAUCUGGUGGGUCUGUUUGAGGACACCAAUCUGUGCGCCAUCCACGCCAAGCGUGUCACCAUCAUGCCCAAAGACAUCCAGCUGGCACGUCGUAUCCGCGGAGAGCGCGCUUAAAUGCUCUCUUCCUAUUGAUCUUUCUCCUUUUCACCCCUUCCUGUCCUACCGUCACCAUUCUAUCUAUCCGUCCCUUUUCCCCUCACCUCUCCCCUCCCUUUUCCCUUUCCCUUUGUUAGUAGUGUGUAGAAACAAACUGAUUAUAUUAUAAUUAAAGUGUAUAGAUGUGUUUUUCUUAGUGCUCUGGGCAGCAAACUUCUAGGUACUCUCUUUUUGUGCAUGUACCAACUCUGGUGAUGAGACCUCCUCAAGCACACAUUUCCUAGUUUGCACUGUUUCUGAUUCAGUGGGAGUGCAUCGUUUGUGGAUACAAUAAGGAGAAACAUGGACAAUAACAAUGCAGAUUCAGGAGGGACAAACAGGAGAAGAGGAUGGCUAUAUUUCUGCUGGAGGGACUGAGGUCUCCUCUCUGCAGCAGGGUGCUAGAAGAACUUGCCUUCUCUUCUCCUGUUUCUUGUUUUCAGCUGUGAUGCAGAGAUGAGGCUUAACAGCUGGAACGUCUGUCCCUGUAUGUGUCUGCAUGAGUGUUGGCUCUAAUCACCUCAGCAAAUUUCUACACAGUCCAUCAACAUUUAUACGUACCAUACUGAACAUUGCUGUCAUUUUUCUUUCUCUUUUUUCUCAUUGCAGUUAAGUAUCACACUUUACUUUUUUUUCUUACCGUUUGUAGAUGACAGAUGAGGGGGAUGAAUCAGAUUAAAUCACAGAACAAAAAAAGGCAGAUAAAUAAUAUUUUUUCUACUGAAAUGUGAUGCUACUGACAUGUUUCUGACACCAGAGUUUGAUCCUCCUGAAAUGACAACAGGAUCAAACUAACACUGGAGUGUUUGACCUUCCCCGUGUUUAUGGUGUUCAAAUUGGUUUUAUCCAAUUAAUCAAAGCCAAAGUUUAAGAGCUAAAGAAUGGUGUCAGAUUCUUUUUGUAGCAGUAGCUCUUUUUAAAAUAAAGAACCUUUUUAUAGCGAAGGUUCACAGAGGUUUGUAAUGUUAUCUAAAACCAAAAGUUAUCAAUGUGUAAAAAUGAUUUUUUUUUUUUAAACAAAAUAAUCAAUUCAACUGACAAUAUAUCCUAAAUUAGUGUGACAACUUUUUUGUGUACAUCCCCCUGUUUUUUUCCCUCUGAUCACUUGAUCAUCCGUGUACCUUUUCUCAGGUUGACUUGUCACGCCCUUUUAACUUAAUUUUUAGUUUUUGUUCAAUUUGAUUUUCUUUCCUUUUAUUUUUGUUCUUUUUUUGAGUUGUUGAUGAUAUUGUUUCAUUUAAACUAUGUUUGUAAUUUCCAGAUUUGUCAUAUAAGAUGGUAAUAAAUGGAUGUUACACACA